This is a messenger RNA of Contarinia nasturtii (swede midge), 740 nucleotides long. Its product is annotated as pro-resilin-like. NCBI's taxonomy places the organism in Eukaryota, Metazoa, Arthropoda, Insecta, Diptera, Cecidomyiidae. The record is from RefSeq and is a predicted model, not a curated record. The transcript has 3 exons. Gene Ontology annotation, cellular component: extracellular matrix. The coding region runs from base 319 to 615 and encodes 98 amino acids.
CGCAGCGACACUUUAGUCAAUGAACCAGGGUGAUAGAAUUAACAUAACGCAUUCGAAUUUGACACUUUGUGCAGCAUUUACUGUUUGGCAAAUAUCACAUAAUAAUUUGCAUUGGAAUAGUGAAAAAUAAAUAGCAUGAAAAAUUGUCGGCAACAUCAAUAGUGUUUUAUCAUUGAUAGUAAUCGUUUAAAAAACAAAAUAAAAAAAACAAUUGACCGUAAUUUGAUUUAAUCGUCGUCAUUACGCUAAUAAAUCUCGUACAGGUGACCGUGUGUUCGAUAUAAGUGUCAGUGAUUGAAUCGCAAUAGAAAAGUAAACAUGUGGAAAAUUGGAGUGUUUUUUGGUAUUUUGGUCGUCGUGGUUUAUGCAGCACCUCAAGCACCAGCUGCAGAAAAAUAUGAGCCGUUCGAAUAUCAGUACGAAGUGAAAGAUCCCGAAAAAAUGCUAUUUUUUGAUAAAAACGAAAUUGGCGAUGCGAGCGGAAAGGUCACUGGGAAAUAUUCAGUAUGGCUUCCCGAUGGCCGUCUAAUGACAGUAGAUUAUGAAGUUACAAAAGAAACUGGAUUCGUGCCUAAAGUGUCAUUCCAGGAGAAUGCCAAUCCACUUCAAGGAUAAUUAAACAUUCGCCAUUUUCUUUAAAAUGUUUUGAACCGCGAUUAUUUUUAUCCUCAAUAAAAAUGACCGUAAUGUACACUGUACAUAGUCAAACAAUAAAAAAAACUUUUAAAAAAUGUUACUCA